GGGCAUCUAUGAAAGAGAAAAGCAGCAUUAGACCACUACUGUUUCCAGAAGACCUGGACAGGUUCCUCGGGAACUCUGGGACAAAGUUGCAUCAGGAGGAGCUAGAAAAGAGGACGACUAAUUGAUCCAUGUGGACUCGGAGGAGAUGGCACUGAUUGGCCGCUGUGUGCUGCUGGUGGCCUUGUGGGCUGGAUUCAGGGAAGGGGCCUACGGGGAGCAGACGAAGCAGGCCCAAGCUCCUCUGAUUCCUCACCGGCCUUUCCUUGUGGUGUGGAAUGCCCCUACAGAGUCCUGCCGCUUCCGCUUCAAAGUGGACCUGGACCUUAGUGUCUUUGACAUCGUGGCCAACCUUAAUGAAACCCUCAGUGGGCCUAAUGUCACCAUCUUCUACCACAGCCACCUGGGCUAUUACCCAUACUACUCCAGCACCGGGAAUCCCAUCAAUGGAGGCCUGCCCCAGAACCAGAGUCUAUCCAAGCACCUGAGCAAGGCUAGAGCCGACAUCGACAAGCUCAUACCGCACAAGGACUUCCGAGGUCUGGGUGUCAUCGACUGGGAGAACUGGAGGCCCCAGUGGGUACGCAACUGGGGUUCGAAGGAUAUCUAUCGCAACAAGUCCAAGGAACAGAUACGGAAGCUAUAUCCGGAGUGGCCUGAGAGCAAGGUGGAGAAUGAGGCCAAGGAGGCCUUUGAGAGGGCCGGACAGGCUUUCAUGAACAACACUCUACUGUUAGCUGAAAGUCGACGGCCCGACGGCCUCUGGGGCUUCUACUUGUUUCCAGACUGCUACAAUUAUGGCUACAAGACGCACCCACAUCGCUACACAGGGGAAUGCCCAAAUGUGGAGCACGUCCGUAAUGACCACUUGAUGUGGCUUUGGAGGGAGAGCACUGCCCUCUAUCCCUCUGUGUACCUAGACUACGAACUCAAGUCCUCAAGCAACACCGUCAAGUUCGUCCACUAUCGUGUCAAGGAGGCCAUGAGGAUUGCAUCUAUUGCACGCAUUGACUUCACUCUGCCUGUGUUUGUCUACUCCAGACCCUUCUACGCAUACACAUUCACUGUCCUCUCAGAGAGUGACCUGGUCCACACUAUUGGAGAGAGUGCAGCAUUGGGCGCCUCAGGAGUGGUACUUUGGGGCUCCUCUGAAUAUGCUCGAACUCAGAGAAACUGCCUGACCGUGAAGAAGUACAUUGACGGCCCUUUAGGUCAUUAUGUCAUCAACGUCACCUCAGCCGCCAAGCUGUGCAGCAAAGCUUUGUGCAAGAAGAACGGCAAGUGUGUGAGGAAGAGCCUUGACUCGGGGGCCUACCUUCACCUCAACCCCCGCUUCUUUCACAUUCGCAGCAACCAGGGUUCCCGGCGGCCCCACUUCCAUGUGAGCGGCCAUCUUAACAAUCAUGACAUCCUGGACAUGAAGCACAAGUUCACCUGCCAGUGCUACCAGGGCUGGACCGGGGUCUACUGUGAGAUGCCCCAGGCGCCACCUCCUCCUCCCAUGCCCAGACCCAGAGACAACAGCUUGCUGGGCGACCUACUGGUCAUCCUAUCGCUGCACUUCUCCUGUCUCUGUGUCAUCAUGUUCUUAGGACUCUGCCUCAUCAUCAAGUGUUUGAUAUUAUAGAGCCAAAACGUGGUUUGUGUUCAUCAUUCAAACGCAUGAGAAGACAGCUAGCACAGUAGUUGGCCACAUCAUAUUCUACUGAAAGGGGGUGUGCUUUAUUAAAGAGUAGGCUAAGUUAAGCUAUUGAGUCAGCAGAAUCCAUGCUCAAAUGGACAAAUUGUUAUAAUAAGGUGGUGUUCAGACAAAUGUACAUGUUGAAUUAGGUCAUGGAUUUGAGAAGGGAAUAUGAAUAAAUUAGAAAUAAUUUAGGGAAAAAUAUGCCAGAGAAGUGGAAAUAUCCCUUAGAGUUCCUUCUUGUCAGUAUACUCAAACAAUUAUAUAAAAUGUCAUGAAAAUGUAUGUACCCACAUUUAACCAUAAAUAAACAUAAUAGGUUCAGUUGGUUUAUAAUUGGUUUAUAAUAGAAGAUAUUGGGAUUCCUAUAUCUCUCUUGUGGAGAGUAAAAUACUAAACUAAAGAAAGGUGCUAAUGACUGUUCCUUCUCAUAUAUUACACCCAGUUCCCUCUGUAACACCUAAUCAGUCAAUAAAACAUAUAUAUUUAGUAGAGAGAAGGACAUAUAUCAAGUGAGUCACAGGCAUUCAACAUAAUGCAGCGGCUUUCCAUAAUGCAUGGUCUAUGACUGGUCACAUGAUCAAACAAUGGCAGCGUACAUGGGGCUAUCCCAUGGGAAAAGAAGGACCACAUUUAAAGGGAGGUUUGGCUGAGGUGUAUCCACACACUUGUAGGGGAAUAACAAGGAGGUGGAGUUGAUUUGACAGUGUUAUGGGGAAAGUCAUUUUGCCCUCAGGAAAAGGUCUUGCUAGUGGACAAUGCCACCGCCAUUCCAAUGACGCACAUUAAAGAAGUGAAGUGUUGUUUCUAGAUUCAUUUUUGGACUAGAAAAUAAAGUGAAACUGUGAUGCCCCAAAAGAACCCAAAAUAUAAUAUUGUUUCACUCCCAAUGUUUGUAAGCUAGUGUCAACAAACAAUAUAUAUUAUAACAUGACACUUCAAUUUUGUUAUCCUAGGUCAGUCCGUGCAUUCAUAGCUCUGUCUUUCUCCUGCCCUGAACACCUGGCUCUGUCUUUCUCCUGCCCUGACCACCUGACGUCCAGCUUUUUAAGAAAACAGUGCUUGGGAGGAUGAUUUGUUAUUGUUUCAACUGCUAAUUGCAGCUUUAAUCUUGAAUCCAUGGCUAAACUUUUUGUUUUACCUAUCUGUAAAAGUGAAUAAACUUGACUUACACUUUCA
Messenger RNA from Esox lucius (northern pike), 2857 nucleotides. RefSeq names its product hyaluronoglucosaminidase 6 (gene hyal6). The transcript has 4 exons. Gene Ontology annotation, biological process: hyaluronan catabolic process; carbohydrate metabolic process. Gene Ontology annotation, molecular function: hyalurononglucosaminidase activity. The record is from RefSeq and is a predicted model, not a curated record. Lineage: Eukaryota; Metazoa; Chordata; Actinopteri; Esociformes; Esocidae. The coding region runs from base 146 to 1624 and encodes 492 amino acids.